Molecule: messenger RNA, 1029 nt
Organism: Penicillium salamii
Lineage: Eukaryota; Fungi; Ascomycota; Eurotiomycetes; Eurotiales; Aspergillaceae
Source: the annotation of a GenBank genome assembly
AUGUCAAACAACUUGGAGAAACCGACUCCAGUCCCCGAUGAGGAUGACGAACCCGAUGAUUGGGACAAGAGGAUAUUCAGCACUGGCUGUCACGCCGAGCAAGAUAAAAUGAAUGACUGCUAUUUUGCAAAGAAGGAUUGGCCUUCAACACCAUUGCACAUAAUGGCUGCUUCCCUUCGAAUUCGCCCGUGGAGGGCAAUUGAGACUCUCCAAAAUGCGAAACAAGCACCAUGCGCCCCGAGAGCCGUCAGCCAACGAAUCAAUCAGCUUUACAGCCCAAUGACCAAGCGUACAAUUGCCUAUAGCCAAAACCGCAACAACCAGACCUCAACCAAACCCUCGCCAUCACCCUCCCCCUCAGCUCCGAAGCCAUCAUCCGCCAACCCCAGUACACCAGCAUCUCGCGUCUCAAGCCCCACCCCAGACCGCGCGACAACAGAAAAUAUCUCCAAGAGCGGACUCUCCGAUAAGCCCCUCGAGCUCGAGUCUCCCGCCGAAGAAAGAAUCGACUGGACUCGCUCCUUCCACGGCCUAUCAGCCGCUCCCUUCCCCAAAGAAGCAGCCGACAUCCUCCUCGCCGAGACAGACCCCAUGGAAGUCGAGAUCAAGCCCGAUGGCAUCCUCUACCUACCAGAGAUCAAAUACCGACGUAUUCUGAACCGCGCAUUCGGACCCGGUGGAUGGGGUCUCGUGCCGCGUAGCGAGAGCAUCGUCACCCCGAAGACAGUGACGAGAGAAUACGCGCUCGUUUGCAACGGACGUCUUGUUUCCGUUGCUCGUGGUGAACAGGAUUAUUUCUCCCCGGAUGGUAUCCCCACCGCUACUGAAGGGUGUCGCUCGAAUGCGCUGGUGCGCUGCUGCAAGGAUCUGGGAAUUGCUAGUGAGCUGUGGGAUCCGCGAUGGAUUAGAAAUUACAAGGCAAAGUAUACCCGCGAGGUAUUUGUUGAACAUGUGGUUAAUAAGCGCAAGUCGAAGAUUUGGACUCGAAAGGAUGAUCCGGUUGGAUAUCCUUGGAAGGAAAGCAAAUAG